CCUCUGCCGAGGGACAUGGCGCGCCUCAGAGACUGCAAGGCCUGGCAGGAUGCGGGGCUUGUUCUCUCAACCACAAGUAAUGAGGCCUGUAAAUUGUAUGAUGCUGCCCUGACUCAGUAUGUGACCUGGAAAAAUGAUAACAGUUUAGGGGGCCUUGAAGGAACUUUCUCAAAACUACAGGCAGCUGACCCUAAUUUUUUAAUGGGUCAUGUGAUUGCUAAUGGUUUGGUUCUGAUUGGUACUGGGAGUUCCCCUCGACUUGACAGAAAGCUAGAUGGUGCAAUAAAGAAAAUGGUGGCGCUGUCACAGUCUCAGCCCUUGACUGAGCGAGAGAAAUUACACGUUUCUGCACUGGAGCUCUUUGCUAAUGGGCAGCUCCCAAAAGCUUGUGAGACCUGGGAUCAAAUACUACAGAACCACCCAACUGACCUGUUAGCCCUCAAAUUUGCACAUGACACUUAUUUCUACUUGGGACAUCAAACCCAGAUGAGAGACUCCAUUGCUCGAGUCUAUCCUUAUUGGACAACAGACAUUCCUCUUAGUAGCUACUUAAAAGGCAUGUACUCCUUUGGACUGAUGGAAACCAAUUUCUUUGAUCGUGCUGAGAAGCUUGCCUAUGAGGCUUUAGCUAUCAACCAAACAGAUGCAUGGUCUGUCCACACCAUAGCUCACGUGAACGAAAUGAAGGCAGAUCUGAAGAGUGGGCUGUCAUUUAUGAAGCAAACUGAGAACAACUGGAAGGACAGUGACAUGCUUGCUUGCCAUAACUACUGGCACUGGGCUUUGUAUUUUAUUGAAAAGGGUGACUACGAGGCUGCGUUGACAAUUUAUGACACUCAUAUUGCUCCCAGGUGCCAGUUGAGUGGAACCAUGCUGGAUGUUGUUGACAAUUGCUCCAUGCUGUAUCGGCUUCAGUUAGAAGGUCUGAAGGUUGGUGACAGGUGGAAAGCAGUAAACCAGCUGACAAGAAAACAUGCCAAAGAUCACAUCCUGGUUUUCAAUGAUGCUCAUAUUCUGAUGUCUUCAUUAGGAGCCCAGGACCACAAAACUACCGAUGAACUCUUAGCAACUCUACAUGAAGUCAUUCAGGCACCUGAUGAAGACCAUGAGCUAAACUUAGUCCCAAAAUUAGGGCUGCCUCUUUUGAAAGCAUUUGUAGAGUUUGAUAAUGGCAAUUAUGACAAGGCAGUGGAAUUGCUGUAUCCCAUUCGCUACCAAAUUGUCGAAAUAGGAGGGAGCAAUGCUCAGAGAGAUAUUUUUGCCCAGUUACUGAUUCAUGCUGCUUUGAAAUGUAAAUCUAAAGCUAACCAAAAACUUGCUAGGUGCCUCCUUCUAGAACGUGACGAACUGAGACCAAACUCACCAUUGACUGAGCGACUGUUGCGGAAGACCACAGCCCUUCAUGCUCUGGGAUAAACCUUAGAAAAGCCUUGUUGUUCAACAAGUUAAUAAUCAGCUUUACUAAUCAACAGUUUCCUAUUAUGACAAGAAGCAAACCACAAUGAGGAGACACUAUGUUGCAUUUUUUCACUUCAGCUUUUUAGAAUACCUCUUAAUUUUGCACCACUUUGAUAAAGUUGCUUUCUUGAACUGUCCAAAGUAAAUUACUCCCAUAUAUAUCUUUAGGAAGGCAAAGGGGAGUGGGGUAUGAGAAGAUAGCUAGCUAGAGGAAGAUUCUUUUUUAAGGUUAUUGCUGUUCCCAGAAUUGCGUGGGAUGAAGUUCUAUAGUGUAACUGGGAAACUAAGGCACCAAUACUGUAAAAACUGUAUUGCCUUUGUGCCUUGGCAGUCUCAGAAACUAUUGUCAUGAUGCAAUUAAUAGUUUGGGGACUACAGGUUGUAUACACAAAUAUGUAAUACAAAUUUGUCCACACGGUACCUCCAAAAGUGCCUCAGGUGUGCUUGUGAAUAUAUCUUGUGGACAACCUUGGGAGAAUGGAAGUGUUUUCUUUCAUUUCGGGGGGGGGGGGAUUAUGGCCAUAGUUGCUUUACGUUAUUUCCCUGCUCUCUUAUCAUUUAUGAACUGGAAGAUGUUAUCAUAUAGCUGACCAAUUCACAAUGUUCUCUUCUUAAAAAAUUUUCAUUAAUGCCUGUAGUUUCCAACAAUAUUUUUAUGACUAGGAAUUGCUGCCAUGUAGUAAAAAUAGCCUUGUUUUUCACAAAAGCGUUCAAUACCCAGAAUUGUAGUGUUUGUUAAUCAUGCUUUUUGGGGGAGAGGGGCACUGGAGUAAUUAUGCAAACUAUAAUUUUAUCUUCUGUUAAUGCAUAAAAAUUGUUUCCCAUUGACCACCAACAUCCCCAUGUUUCCGUUUGAAUAACAUUACCUGUGUCCAUCUUACCACGCAUUUUGGACAAUGAACAUUUUAUG
Lacerta agilis (Sand lizard) is the source of this 2368-nucleotide messenger RNA. RefSeq names its product tetratricopeptide repeat domain 38 (gene TTC38). Gene Ontology annotation, molecular function: protein binding. Lineage: Eukaryota; Metazoa; Chordata; Lepidosauria; Squamata; Lacertidae. The record is from RefSeq and is a predicted model, not a curated record. The coding region runs from base 16 to 1416 and encodes 466 amino acids. The transcript is spliced from 14 exons.